Loxodonta africana (African savanna elephant) is the source of this 3705-nucleotide messenger RNA. RefSeq lists its product as uncharacterized. The transcript is spliced from 2 exons. The record is from RefSeq and is a predicted model, not a curated record. Bases 515 to 1144 code for a protein of 209 amino acids. NCBI's taxonomy places the organism in Eukaryota, Metazoa, Chordata, Mammalia, Proboscidea, Elephantidae.
CUAAGGCUUGCACUCCCCCUCGCCCUCCCCAAACCCCCAGCCGGCUCCAUAUUGCUGGGCAGAUCCCUCCGCUCUCGCACCGCGUUACAAAAAGCUGGAUUUCCGGGCGGUUCCGAGACCCUGUUAAAUAUGCCUCCAACAACCUGCCCGAGCCCGGCCGGCACUAGGCGGCGAGUUAGCUCCCCUGCAACCAACCGCCCCGAGGCGCACUUCCCCCACCCCGGAAGAGGAGGGCGGCAAACUUCGGAGGGCGGGGGCCCGGGGCGAGCCCCGGGGGACCACCGUCGCCCCGCCCGGCCAGGGGAAGGGACUGGGCAGCGACCCCAUCUGCAGCUGGAGGGCCGUGGGGCAAGGAAUCGCUCCUUCCCGAUAACGCAAAGGCAGCGGGCAGGGUGCUCCCCUCCGGGGAAGGACCCCGGAAAACUGCAGCGAGGAGACAGUGGGGACCCUCGGAAGUGUGAGGUAACGAAAAGGAGGGGGCAAUCCCUUAAGCACGCCUGUAACUCCGGGACGAAUGCGCUCGGCGGCGUGCAGAACCAUCUCCGCGGAGGACAAGGAAAAUGGGAACCAGGAGCGUGGCUGGAGUGCGCAGGGCGCUCGCGGCGAGUGGAGCCGGGGCGCAGGGCCCGCAGCUGCCCCGCGGGUGGGGGAUGCCGGCGGCGGGGAGGGCCGGCGCCCGGUCUGCUUCCCCCGGCUCGGCUCUGCAGAAGGAGAAGCGGCUGCUGGUGACAGGAAGAGAGGCGACAGCGCACGCAGGCACCACCUCCCCCUCCCGAGCACACACACCCGGACAUGCCGCCGCCUACCUCCCCCGCCGGCCGGCUUCCUUCCUCUAUGGGGCCCGGGCUGCAGCGACGGCCUCGUGUGCGUACGGCUUCAACGCGCCUCCGACCCGGCACCGACCCGCAGGCUCUCCCGAUCCGGGCUCUCCGUCUCCUACACGCUUGCCCGCCACCUUCCCGCGGCCGCCGCUUCCUCCAACUCCGCUCCAGCGCUCGCGACUCCUCUCGGAAAAGAAAACUACAGGCCACUCUUCCUCUCGGUCACAGAUGCAAAAAUUCUUAAGUUUUUAGCAAACCAAACACAGCAAUUGGUAAAAAGGAUAAUUUAUCUUGAUCAAGAGGAAUUUAUCCCAGGAGUGUAAGGUUGGUUUAACAUUUGAAAAAUCAGUCAUUUGUAAUUCACCCUAUUGACAGAUUAUGAAACAAAAAUCAUAUGAUCAUUCCAAAAUUUGCAGAAAAAGCAUUUGACAAAACUCAAGAAGUAUUCCUGGUAAAAAUGCUCCAUCACUAGCAAACUAGUAAUAGAAGGGGACUUCCUCAAUCUGACAAAUGACAUAUAUGAAAAACCUUUAGCUAACGUCAUACUUAAUGGUGAAAGACCGAAUGUUUUCCCCCUAAAAUUGGAAAUAAGGCAAGGAUGUCCUCUCUCACCAUUUCUAUUCAUAGCAGUGUGGUAUUGGCUUCAAAAUAGGCAAAUGAUUUGAUGGAACAGAAUGGAGUAUCUAAAACUAGACUCUUUCAUAUAUGGCUGCCGUGGAUUGAAUUGUGUCCCUCCAAAAUAUCUGUCAACUUGGCUAGGUGAUGAUUCCCUUGUUUGUCUACCAUUUUAUCAUCUGAUGUGAUUUCCCUGAGUGUUGUAAAUCCUAUCACUAUGAGGUAAUAAAAUAGAUUAGUAGCAGUUAUAUUGAUGAGGUCUACAACAUUAGAUAGUGUCUUAAGCCAAUCUCUUUUGAGAGGAGCGAGCAGAGAGACAUGGGAACCUCAUACCACCAAGAAAGCAGCGCCGGGAGCAGAGCAUGUCCUUUGGACCUGAGGUUCCUGUGCUGAGAUGCUCCUGGACCAAGGAAAGACUGAUGACAAGGACCUUCCUCCAGAGCCAACAGAGAGAAAGCUUUCCCCUGGAGCUGGUGCCCUGAAUUCAGACUUCUAGCCUAGUGGACUGUGAGAGAAUAAACUUCUCUUUGUUAAAGCCAUUCACUUGGGUAUUUCUGUUACAGCAGCACAAGGUGACUAAGAUAGUGGCCAAUUGAGCUUCAACAAAGUUGCCAAGGAAAUUCAAUGGAGGAAAGGAUAAUAUUUUUAACAAAUAAUGCUGGAACAAUUUGAAAGCCAUGUGCAUGGAAAAAAAAAACUAAAAAAAAGAGCCUUGGCCCUUCCCACGUAUAAAAAAUUAACUCAAAAUGGAUCAUAGACUUCAGUUUAAGAACCAACACUAUAAAACUACUAAAGAAACAUAAGUUUACAAAAGAUUGCUUAAAUAUUGGAAUAUAAAAAGCAUGAACUAUAAAAGAAAAAAAUCAAUAAAUUGGACUUCUUCAAUGUUUAAAACUUUUUGCUCUUCAAAAGACACUGUUAUAAAAAUAAAAAAUCGCAGAUCUGGAGAGAACAUUUGCAAAACACAUAUUCAGUAAAAGGUCUUGUAUUUAAAAUACAUUAACCCAUUGCUUUCGAGUCGAUUUGGACUCAUAGCAACCCUAUAGAUUAAAAAAAGAAAAAAAUUUUUUUUUUUUUUUACCCGAUAGAUUUUUUUUUCUUAUAAUCCAAUAAUAAUAAUGAAAUAAAAGCACAAUUUUUUAAAAUAGGCAAAAGAUUUGAAUAGAUACUUCAUCAAAGAAGAUAUUCGGGUGGCAUACAUGCUCAUGUAUAGAAGCACAUCAUUACUCAUUAGGAAAUUGCAAAUUAAAAUCACAGUGAGAAACCACUAUACACCCCUUAAAAAAACCAUUGCCAUCAAUUCUGACUCAUACUGACCCUGUAAGACAGAGUAGAACUUCCCCAGAGAGUUUUCAAGAAGCGCCUCAUAGAUUUGAACUGUCAACCUUUUGGUUAGCAGCCAUAGCUCUUAACCACUACGCCACCAGGGUUUCCACACACCCAUUAGUUGGCUACAAUUGAAAAGGUUGAUGACACCAACUAUAGGCAAAGAUGCGGAGCAACCACAACUUUCAUACACUGCCGGUGGAAUGGAAAAUAACACAACCAAGAAAACAGUUUGGCAGUUUCUUUGACAGUUAAACGUACAUCCGCAGUACAAUCCAGCCAUUUCACUUCUAACUAUUUGCUCGAGAGAAAUGAAAGCACUUGUCCAUGCAAAUAUUUGUAUCUGAAUAUUCAUAGCAGCUUUUUUUAUAACCGCCCCACUGGAAACAACUUAAAUAUCCAUUAACAGGUGAAUGAGUAAACGAACUGUGGUAUAUACACUCAAUGGAAUAAAAUACUACCCAGCAAAUACAAAAAGGAACUAUGGCAACGGGUUAUUGAUACACAUAAUGUGGCUGAAUCUCAAAAUUAUGAUGCUGAAAGAAGCUAGACCCCUCAAAAAAGUGAAUAUAUGAUGUGAUUUUAUUUAUAUAAAAUUCUAGAAAACACAGGCUAAUCCACAAUAUAAAGCAGAUAAGUGUUAGCCCUCAGUAAACUGUACACUUUAAAUGUGCACUGUUUAUUUUCUGUCAAUUAUACCUCAAUAAAGCUAUAAGAAAGAGACUCUUCCUAGCAGUGUUCUACAUUCAUCAGUCAGAAUAUUGUUGCAAUAUACUGAUUUUGUCAAAAUCAGAGUUUUCUAAUGUCUUCCAGAGCUUUGUCAUAAUAAACGUGCAAACAUAUAAUGUCUAGGUUCUGACUGAUAUUCCCUUUGUUAUGAUAUCCUUGCCCAGUGCGCAACAUGGACAACCAUGCACAUCAGCCUGGGAGUAUUUGUCUAGUA